AUGUCCAAGACUAAUGAGUGUGAGUCUUUUCAGAGGUCAGGUUCAGAUUUCGUUGUAAAUGGAAAAUGGAAACUUGUCAGGAAGAUUGGUAGCGGAUCCUUCGGCGAAAUAUUCCUUGGAGUAAACAUUGAAACCGGUGAAGAGGUUGCCGUAAAACUUGAGAAGGUUUCAGCCAGGCAUCCACAGUUGUUUUUUGAGAGCAAGGUGUAUCGAGUUCUCUCAGAUACACCUGGCCUUCCUCAUAUACAAUAUUACGGCUUUGAUGGCGUUAAUAAUGCUUACCAUGCUCUAGUAAUGGAUUUGCUAGGGCCAAGUCUGGAGGACCUUUUCAACUUUUGUGGGAGGUGCUUUACAAUGAAAACGGUUUUAAUGCUUGUGGACCAGAUGCUUUGGCGGCUGGAGUUUAUACAUGCACGCUCCUUCAUUCAUCGGGAUAUCAAACCUGACAAUUUUCUGAUGGGCAUAGGGAAACACUGUAACAAGUUAUUCAUCAUAGACUUUGGUUUGGCCAAGAAGUAUAGGGACGUUCGAUCACAUCGUCACAUCCCUUAUAAGGAACACAAAGCUCUCACAGGCACAGCACGUUAUGCCAGCAUCAACGCCCACGCCGGCAUUGAACAGUCACGGCGUGAUGACUUAGAAUCUCUCGGUUACGUGUUGAUGUAUUUUCUUUCUGGUUCUCUUCCUUGGCAAGGUCUGAGAGCGAACACCAAGAAGCAGAAGUACGAGCGAAUUCACGAGAAGAAGGUCUCCACGUCCAUAGAGACCCUGUGUCGCGGUUUCCCGCCCGAAUUCGCCCUCUACCUGACGCACUGCCGUGGCUUGCACUUCGAGGAGACGCCCGACUACAACCUCUUCCGCAGCAACUUCCGCGCACUCUUCAAGGCCCUCGCCUUCAACUGGGACUUCGUCUUCGACUGGACCCUUCUGCGCCAGAAGGCCUCAGCAGUGCAGCAGCACUCCAACGCCGUGGCGCACAACCUGCCCUCGGCGUCGGCCAGCAAGCUCAUGCCGACGUCGACGAACCACGGAACUGCCGCGGCCACGGCUGGCGACGAAACCGGUGGGAAGCUGUGA
Mesocestoides corti is the source of this 1077-nucleotide messenger RNA. The record is from the annotation of a GenBank genome assembly. Lineage: Eukaryota; Metazoa; Platyhelminthes; Cestoda; Cyclophyllidea; Mesocestoididae.